This is a messenger RNA of Pararge aegeria (speckled wood butterfly), 1658 nucleotides long. RefSeq lists its product as uncharacterized. NCBI's taxonomy places the organism in Eukaryota, Metazoa, Arthropoda, Insecta, Lepidoptera, Nymphalidae. Bases 7 to 1554 code for a protein of 515 amino acids. Gene Ontology annotation, biological process: regulation of cytokinesis; positive regulation of protein localization to cilium; positive regulation of cilium assembly. The transcript is spliced from 8 exons. Gene Ontology annotation, cellular component: centrosome; early endosome; midbody. The record is from RefSeq and is a predicted model, not a curated record.
UUUAUCAUGGCGGAGGACGAAGACGGUGUUUCGGAUAAAAAAUCACCCCAAAAUUCGAAUAACGCGGGAUCUUUCCAAGAAAAUCAGCAAAAUGCAGCUAAGCCUGACCUGGGUAUAGAAGAAGCCAAGUAUGACGUGAAGGAGAACGGGGACGCCGUCUCCGCCGAGCCAAUAAGCUCUUCUUCCAAAUCCACUGGCGCAAUGCGUAAGGAGGAGAAUCCGUUUUCGUUUCGGCACUUUUUGAAGCGGGACUUGUCUCUUCCGGGGAAUUCUACGUACGAGAACACGGGGGCCAGACCAAAAGUUUACGCAAAUACAGUUCAGCAUUCUCCGACUAAGAUAGAUAUUCACAGUGACACGAGGCGCGAGAAGAGCCGAUUGAGCGAGACCCAAGCCAAAGAGAAACAAACUGAAGGAAUUUGCCAUCGCAACAGUGACGAUACUUCAUCUAGUAGUUCCGUAGAGAUACCUUUUAGUGUAGUAGAUAAUUCGGAUUCUAAGCAUAAUCUAUACGCUGAUAGUUCAGAGGGGCCGUUCUUCCACAGGCCGAAUUUGGCUUCAGAGCCUUUGGGCAUGCCUUCUUUACCAGACUUUGUUCAAGAUCAUAUCUUAGUGGAGCAGGCGUAUUUGAAUUCGAACGGCCCUAUAUCAGUUGACCUCGAUAAUUUACCUGAUUUUACAUUUAAUACUAGUUAUAACGUGGGUUCUUCUUCAUCAUUGGGAAGAAGGAAUAAAAGUGGAUACGGGAGCAAUAGGGGCUAUGACUAUGACGCAUAUAUGGGUGCAGCAUCAAAUUCUGAGUCCGGGCCAUCAAGUCGUAGCAUUCCCCUGGAUUUACCUUCUGGUGCGGAAGCAGCUGGGCUGAUGCCGUUGGACCUUCCUGUACACUUAAGCUUGGACCUGACAGAGUCUGUGAACCCAGCUGAUAGACGUAAUGUCUCACCGAGGAACAGCUUUCCCUUAGAUCUACCAUCUAAUGCAGGAGUGGAAUCAAUGAGGCUACCGGACUUCCUGCCGGUGCACCCGGGCCGGACGUCCCCGGAGCCCGAGCAUCAGGACGAACAGCUUCAGCAAAUCAUCUCCGAGUUGGAACGAACCAGAUCGGAACUAUUCACGGAGCGCAGUCGACGGUCCCGUGCGGAGGAGGAGGCCAGCUCGAUCCGCGAGGCCGCGUCCCUCCUGCGCGCCGAGGCCGCGGCCGCGCGGGCCUCGGAAGCGGCCCUGCGCGCCCGGCUGCACGAGGCCCGGCUCGCCGACAGGGAGUACGCGGGCCAGCUAGAAGCGGCGACGCAUCGGGUGGAGAACAAUCUCAUGGACACUGCUGCAAGAGCGUCCGAGGCGGAGACGAGCGUUUCCAAAUUAAAAAACGAAAUCAAAAAAUUAAAGGAGGAGUUGGCGGCGUCUCAGGAAGAGGUUCGCUCGCUACGUAACUUGCAGAUCAACGCGGCCACAGAUUUGCGGCACGCCACCUCUGUGGCGGAAACUUCGCUCAGGGAGCUACUGUCGGGCCUCGAGCGGUUACGCUCUCUCAGCUCAACACUGGACCCCACAUGAUGGCCGCCGUAAGCCCGCAGAGCUGCACUAAACUUUUGUAUCGAUGUUUCCCGAACACCGCUAUUUUUAAGAUAAUUUAUUAAAUAUCAUUAUUUACCACGGCA